UUGGCCACAUCUGGAACACCAUCAAUCAGAAAUCGCACCUUUGCAAGAUUGCGAGGUAGGAUUGUUGAUCGGAUACAACUGCUCACAAGCUCUUCUCCCGAGAGAGAUUGUGUCAGGCAAGGAAGGCGAGCCAUACGCUCAGCGCACCGAUAUUGGUUGGAGUAUAGUUGGACAUACCAAUCCCUGCCUAAACUAUGGAGAUGCGAUUGGAAUUAGUCAUCGCAUUAUUGUCAAGAAAGUCAUCCCAGAGCUUAAGCCCUCUCUAAAGCUUCAGAACAAAGUCCACUAUGUCAAUAGGACAACAGUAAAGGACAUCACCCCUUCGGACAUUAUCAAAGCACUUGAAGGAGACUUCUCUGAAAGAGCCAUUGAGGGCAACCCUGUGUCACAAGAAGAUUUAAAGUUUCUCACAAAACUCAAAGAAAACAUCACACAGAAUGAGAGCGGCCACUCUGAGAUGCCACUACCGUUUCGUGACGAAAGACCCACAUUACCAGACAAUAGAAUAUGUGCAAUGCAUCGCCUAAAGUGUCUGGAAAGGAGAUUAAAGAAAGACAAAUCAUACUACAAUGAUUACACAAACUUCAUGGAUGACAUCAUCUCAAGAGGAGAUGCUGAAAGAGUCCAUGACGAAGAGUUGAAUAACACUCCUGCAUGGUAUAUCCCCCAUCAUGGGGUCUAUCACCCACACAAACCCGGAAGGAUCAGAGUAGUAUUUGAUGCCUCGGCCAAGUACCAGGACACUUCUCUCAAUGACCAUCUCUUAACCGGUCCUGACCUGACAAACGCAUUGGUUGGUGUUCUUUGUCGUUUCCGCAGAAGUUCUGUCGCAUUCAUGUGUGAUAUAGAGCGGAUGUUUCACCAGUUCCAUGUCACAAAAGAAGACCAGGAUUACUUAAUAAAAAAAAAUUUCUUUGGUGGCAGAAGGGAGAUUUGGAAGCAUCACCAUUAGUUUACCGUAUGAAGGUCCAUCUUUUUGGAGCAGCGUCUUCUCCAGGCUGUGCCAACUUUGGCCUGAAACACCUCGCGGCCCAAGGACAAGGUCAAUUCAGAGAAAACACCAUACACUUCAUACAGAGAACCUUUUAUGUUGAUGACGGUUUGGCAAGCAUUCCUACUGAAAGGGAAGCCAUUCAGCUCAUCAAAGACUCAAGGGAGCUCUGUUCCAAAGGAAAGUUAAGACUCCAUAAAUUUGUGUGUAAUAGUGAGAGAGUUAUGUCCACUAUUCCAGAAGAAGAGUUUGCCACAGUGAAAGACCUUGACCUGUCUCUAAGUUUACCACGCAUUGAAAGAACUCUUGGAGUUGAAUGGUGCGUCACUUCAGACACUUUCAAAUUCAGAGUUCAAGUCAAGUUGAACCCCCUUACAAGAAGAGGUGUACUUUCUACUGUCGCCUCCAUUUACGAUCCCCUGGGGUUUAUUGCACCGUUCGUCCUCUUUGGAAAGAAGAUUCUCCAGCAAAUGUGCAAGGAUAAGGUUGGGUGGGACCACGAGCUUCCAGAGCACUUAAAAUCCCAGUGGGAAUCCUGGAUUAAAGACUUUCCAAGUUUAGCCAACAUGCAGAUUCAAAGAUGUUUAAUUCCUACAGAUUUUGGUUAGGUUAAAAGCUACGAGUUUCAUCACUUCGCAGACGCCAGUGUCAAUGGAUAUGGUGCUUGUAUUUACCUGCGAAUCAUUAACCAAUCAGAUCAAGUUCAUUGUUGUUUGGUAAUGGCCAAGUCAAGAGUCACACCUACUAGUGUCACAACUAUCCCGCGACUCGAACUCUCAGCAGCAGUUGUUGCAGUUAGAGUCAGUGAUCUACUCAGGGCAGAACUUGAAAUCCCAGACAUUGCAGAGUUUUUCUGGACAGACUCCACCGUUGUUCUCGGCUACAUAAAUAAUGAUGCCAAAAGGUUUCAAGUCUUCGUAGCGAAUCGGAUACAAAGGAUCAAGUCAAGCACAAGGCCAGAACAAUGGGCGUAUGUCGCAUCAGAGCAGAACCCUGCAGACUACGUUUCUCGAGGCUUAACCGCAGAACAACUGAAGUCCUCUGAAUGGUUUGAGGGGCCAGCAUUUCUCUGGGAGAAGAACAUUCCUGAUAGAGAUGUCAAGGUGGGAGAGAUCAGGGAAAAUGAUCCAGAACUUCGCAAAGCCUCUGUGUAUACCAUCAAUGCAAAGGAAGAGCAAACUAUUUUCAGCAGAUUUGAGAAGUUCUCAGAAUGGUCCAGAUUGAUAAGAGCAUUUGCAAUCUUGAGAAGAAAGGUCAAGGAACACAAAGGUGAUAUACAAAGGACCAAAGAAAGUACAACUUUGGAAGAGAGAAAACAAACAGAACUGGUUGUCAUCAAAAUUGUUAAAGAGAAAGCUUUUGCAGAAGAGAUAAAGAGUCUAAAAUCAAAGAAAACAGUUUCCAAGACCACAAAUCAUAAACUGUACAAACUAAGUCCAUUUCUGGACGAAAAAGGAAUCCUCAGAGUGGGUGGACGUUUGGGUCAAGCUGUACUACACCCGCAUGUAAAACAUCCAGCCAUACUUCCCAAGGACAGUCAUAUUUCAACUUUGCUGAUCAGACAUUUUCACUCGAAGGUUCAACAUCAAGGUCGUGGAAUGACUAUGAAUGAGUUGCGUGCAAAUGGUUGGUGGAUUCUUGGGAGCAGCCGUGCAGUUUCAUCAUACAUCUUCUAAUGUGUCAGAUGUCGCAAAUACAGAAGGAAAACGGAGCAUCAAAGUAUGGGAGAUUUGCCAGUAGAACGAACGGAGCCUACCCCGCCUUUCACUUAUGUCGGAAUGGAUUGUUUUUUGAACCAUAUACGUCAAAGAUGGACGAAAGGAGCUCAAGAGAUAUGUACUAACCUGUCUAUGUUCACGAGCCAUGCAUAUUGAAGUAGUAGACGACCUGAGUACAGACGCAUUUCUAAAUUUAUUGCAAUAAGAGGAAAUGUGCGUCAAUUGAGAUGUGACAGAGGAACCAAUUUCAUUGGUGCCCAGAGAGAACUCGCAGAUCUCAUGAAAGAAAUGAAUCAGGAGAAGGUAAAAGCACUUGGAUGUGAAUUUCUCCUGAUUCCCCCUUCGGCAAGCCAUAUGGGUGGAAUAUGGGAAAGACAGAUCAGGACCAUCCGUAGUGUUCUUUUAGCCAUCCUUGACCAGUCAGCAAAGAGACUCGACAGUACAUCCUUGAGAACCUUGUUGUACGAGGUCAUGGCGAUUGUCAACAGUAGGCCACUUUCCAUCGAGCAUUUAAGUGAUCCAACAGGUCCUGAGCCAUUAACGCCCAACCACAUUCUCACUAUAAGGUGACCAUUGUUCAACCUCCUCCAGGAGAGUUUAUGAAAGAAGAUUUGUAUCUUCAAAAAAGAUGGAGAAGAGUACAAUAUUUAGCCAAUGAGUUUUGGAUCCGUUGGAGGAAAGAAUAUUUGCUCAACUUGCAACCAAGACAGAAGUGAAAUGUACACAGAAGGAAUCUGAAGAUAAAUGAUGUAGUGCUUCUACAAGAUGACAUGACACCAAGUAAUGAAUGGAAGCUUGUCAAAGUCACUGAUGUCUAUCCAGGAACUGAUAAAAAAGUGAGAAAGGUUCGACUUUUGGUUAGUAAAAGGACAUAUGACAAACACAAUAAACUUGUGACUAAGACAGUCUCAUUAGAACGACCUAUUCAUAAGGUUAUUGUUUUGCUAGAAGCAGACUAAGGGUUUGUGUUUAUUUUCAUGUUCAGUUUGUCAGACUGAAUGUAAGUCAUAGAAAUCCCACAGUAAGAGUUGUGAGAUUGGUGGGAGUGUUACUGCCACAUUUUCGUUUCUAUUCAUUUUCUGUAUUUUUAUUAUUAUUACCGUUAAGUGCCACUAGGGGGCGCUGGAGCUUAAGAGUGAGCUUUGUAUGCAGAGAAGAGGUUAAUUUCCGCAGAAGAAGCGAUCUCUCAAGAGAAAGAAAAAUGCAUGACUAAAGCGUGGUCACUAAGCUAAGUCUAAGAGAAAUAAGAUAAACAAAAAGAAGAAGAAAAAGACUGAAACUAAUUCCUCUCUCGGUACUCAGCCAACGAGUUUUCACGGUGUGUUUAUGAUCCUGACUAAGCUGGAUUCAAUGAAUCCAUCAGUAUGAGAAA
Carassius carassius (crucian carp) is the source of this 4081-nucleotide messenger RNA. RefSeq lists its product as uncharacterized. The record is from RefSeq and is a predicted model, not a curated record. NCBI's taxonomy places the organism in Eukaryota, Metazoa, Chordata, Actinopteri, Cypriniformes, Cyprinidae. Bases 1711 to 2667 code for a protein of 318 amino acids. The transcript is spliced from 2 exons.